Sardina pilchardus (European sardine) is the source of this 3645-nucleotide messenger RNA. RefSeq lists its product as uncharacterized. Gene Ontology annotation, cellular component: nucleoplasm. Gene Ontology annotation, molecular function: RNA polymerase II cis-regulatory region sequence-specific DNA binding; DNA-binding transcription repressor activity, RNA polymerase II-specific. The transcript has 3 exons. The record is from RefSeq and is a predicted model, not a curated record. Lineage: Eukaryota; Metazoa; Chordata; Actinopteri; Clupeiformes; Clupeidae. Bases 148 to 3531 code for a protein of 1127 amino acids. Gene Ontology annotation, biological process: regulation of transcription by RNA polymerase II.
GGAAAUGGAAACUAAUACACAUAUUCUGCUAAACUUUGGUACACACAGACAGAAUUAUGAUCAGGAGAAACCAUGCAGUAAGCACGCCAUCCGAUCUUUGACAUUUUCUGGUAUCAAACUUCAUUAGACUGGCCGGUUGUUGUCAAGAUGCAAACCGCCGUCGACUGCGUAUGCGUGGAAGAGUUUGUUCAGGAACCUGUGGGCGCAGAGAUGGAACUGGAUGAUAAAGGUGGACUGGACACUCCUUGCUCAGUGCUCCAAGGCAAUCCCUCAGUGUCAUAUACAGACCAGCGCUGCACGUUGGAGAAGUCGAGUGAUGCUGACCGUGGCUUUGAGGCGUUAUGCGCCGGCUUGUCUGCCCAGAGCUCGGCGCCGCAGCUCAUGCCCAGCAAGCGGCACCACGCGUGCUGGGAGUGCGCCGAGCGCUUCAAGACGCUGCACGACCUGAUGGUGCACUUCGACCAGCACCGGACCAGCGGGCAAUGCCACCUCUGCAAGGUGGCGUUCCGCCGCGGGGCUUCUCUGGCCAUGCACCUGGAAAACGCCCACCGAGACGUGGCCCUCGUGUGCCCUGCCGCAUUCUGCAGGGCCAAUCUCCGCAACAGGUGGCUGCUGAACCAGCACAUGGAGACGUGCCACUCGGGCCAGACCAGGGUGGUGCUGAUGGCAGUGGUGGCCGAGGUGAAGGAGGAUGAGGUGGUAGUGGCGGAGGAGGAGGAGGAGGAGCCUCUGCCAAAAGGACAACAAAGUGGAUUCUCAGAAGAGCUUCCCCAGGAGCCUAUGGUGAGUGACCAUUCAUACCACAGCGCCAUAAGCAUUGGCCACACAGACCAUACCUAUAACACCACGAGAAAGAGAACUGACCAUGAUGCCUCGCACAAGCACUAUGCGCUGACCGACGCGCCGCCCUCGAAUGCACAGUGCACGGUGGAAACCAGCCUGACGUGUGAUAGCGAAGCCCAGUCGCACUCAAACAUGGCGGUGAGAACAGAAGCGGGAAACAAAGGCUUCCUGGAGGAGGGUGCACCCAUUCAGUGGGACGAGGUUGAGGAGUUUGCUGAGGAGGAGGUUGGCUCAGGAGAUGAAACUACUGACGAUGUUAAAUAUUCUAAUGAUGAUAAGGAUUAUAGUGAAAGUGAGAGUGAAAGUAGUAGUGAGAGUGAUGGUGAUGGUGAUGGUGAUACUGACUCGUUGCCUGCCGGCGAUUCGAUCUAUGAUCCCAAGGAGUAUGUCAUUUCCAGCUCUGAUUCGGAUUCGGUCUCCUCAGACUCCAGUAACUCAAACACCAAGGGUGGCAAGCACUUGUCUUCUAGCGGACGGAAAAAGACACCAAGCACACCGAUUACGGGCACCGUGGUGAAACCAACAUCCACCCCCACUUCCCAAGUCUCUCAGAAAUGUCCUCACUGUUGGCAAGGCCCUUACCGUGAUCUGAAGACCCACAUGGUCAAGUGCUGUAGCAAAGGUCCAGACAAUUGCAUUAAAUGCUGGAGAGUUUAUGGUCGAUUCAUGGAUUUUAUUUGUGUGGCCUGCAAGAAAACAUUCUCGGGCUCGGACGCUUGUAAGUCGCAUGUCUGCCCCAUGGAGUUUGAAGACAGGCGUACGAGGCGGGACCGCGCUGUUAAGCAACCUGUGGAGUCAGCCCCUGUGGAGUCAGCCCCUGUCUUCUCUCAGCUUCCCCAGCUUUACCAGAUUAUCUCUCUGCUGCCCCCUGGGAUCAUUUACACGCAAGCACAGUCUGGUAGUACUUCUCAGCCUUCUGUUUCGCCCUCGACCAGUAGCACUGUAUUACCCGGCAGCGUGGCCGUGAAGGCAGUCGGCCCGCAAAACACUAAGGCAACCACUCCUACGCCACGGAUGGCCACUGGUAGUAGCCCUGCAGCAUCUGUCCCGACACUGGCCACAGUGGUGACCAUCAGGGAUACUUCAGCCAGCGUCCAGGCGCCCAAUCAGACAGUGCAGUCUCACAUGCUCCUUCAGCCACCUGGACUUGCCUCGCCUUCCUACGUCCCCCUGGCCAACAGCCCAGCCGGUUUAGUGCAUGUCUAUACCCAGAACUCCCCAAAGACCCAGGUGAUUGUUGGUGGUCAGACCCCACCUGACACCUCUGCAUCGUCGAUAAUUUGUGGCCAGACCCUGUCGGGGGCCCCUGCGCCGGUGCUUGUUCACAGUCAGGCCCCUGGCACCUUUCCCGUCCCUACGAUUACUCAUAGUCAAGCACUGUCUGGAAAACCUGCUACAAUUGUCUGUAAUCGGGACCAACUUCCGAUGCCCUCUGCAGUGGUUUUUCGCAGUCAAACACCCAGUAGUGUGCCUAGAUUCAUAGUCGCUCCCAACCAGGGCCAGCCAAGGGCACCCACAGCCGUGGUUGUCCGCAGUCAGGUGCCCCCUGGUGCUCCAGCAGGUACGGCUGCCUCCUCGGCUGUCCGAGGCCCUCCUGGCGUGUCCACUGCCACAGAGGGAGGGCCGCAGCCCUCUCUUCCCACACUGUUUCGCAUACCCACCACAGGCACCAACGCCUUUUUCUUCCCUAUGCCUAAUCAGGCCGUGGGUGCUGCAGGACCCACCGUCGGACAUUUAAUUCCCGUCACAGCCUCCAGUGGUGCCGCAGGUGUCGUCUCGGCGGGACUGCCGCUUCUGUCGAUGAGAGUUCCUGCCCCGACUGGAAUGUCCCUUUCUUUCUCCGGCGCAGCUCAGGCCUCAGGGCAUCCUGUCUCAAGCCAGGUGUCCACCGCUGGCCCCUCCUCACAGGUCUCCAUCUCCAACAGUGUGUGCACCUUGGCCUCCACCUCUCGUGCUGUGCCCUCCGAGGCUUACGUGUCCAGUGCCCUUUGUCCCCAAGUGUCUUCCUCUCUCCCCUCCUCACUGAUCUCAACCACUGCAACAGGCACUGCCUCCGUACCCAUGAAAGUCCCUAAUGUUGCCUCCACUACCCAGAAUCCCAGGCUUCCGGCUAUCCCUGCCCAGUCCACAGCAGCGCCGGCCAAGAGUCCCCCUAUGGUCGUCAUGUCCGACGCGGGUCCACUUCGGAUCUUGUUCAUGUUCCUGAACCAGAGCCGGGAGCUGGCCCUGGCGCGGCGCAUGAAGACCCGGUGGCACUACAAGGAGGUCUUCUCGUGCCGCCAGUGCGGCGCCAUCUCCCGGCAGCCCUCGCUGGUCGUGCUGCACCGCUACCGCCACCGGGGGGCGCCGCGGCCCCACCGCUGCGACUGCGGCCGACGCUUCCAGGCGCGCCUGCACCUGCUCCGCCACCAGAUGCUCCACGCCGAGGCCACGCGCUUCAUCUGCGCGGGGUGCGGGGAUUCCUUCGAGGGCGGCCAGCAGCUGGUGCGCCACAAGGCCAGGUGCCACUAUAGGAUCAGCAUCCAGUGCAGGAAGCCAUUUGUCUGCAGCUGUGGACGGAGGUUUGACCGGCCGUCAGCCCUCCUGUGGCACAAACUGAACAAUUCCAGGCACAAAAAGAGGACUAGAAAUAAAAAAGCACUGUCGCGUCAGAAUCAAGAUUUGCAAAAUGCACUGGCAGCUACUUGACUUACUGUUUCUUUAAGACUGUGAGAACUGUGGGGGGUUUUUUACUUUGUUUCUUGAACUGUUCAUGUUUUUGUUUCUAUGUUGUCCAACACAUAAAGUUCUUUUGAAAGAUAA